AUGUUUGAGGGUUACGAUACUGGAGACACGAAUUCAAGAUUCUGGUCUAAUUGGACUACAAAUUAUUUAAACGAUAUAGACACGUCGGAGUAUCCAUUCCCUAAUACGUUAUGGAACCGGAAGUCAGCCAAAGAGAUUGCAAUCAAAUCAUCAGCCAUGCUGGUUGUCGGUAUUAUGGGCAUCUUCCUCAACGCCGUCAUUCUCGUCAUCCUGAUGAAGAACAGGUGGCUGUGGACUGCCAGCAAUUACCUCGUCGGAAACCUUGCCCUAGUAGAUCUAUUGACUUUGAUACUGUGUCCCUGGUUCAUGCUAGUCCGGGACUUCUACCAGAAUUACGUAUUGAGGAACUUCGGCUGCAAGUUUGAGGGAUUUUUGCAAGCAACGUUUCUCUUGGCGAGUGUUGGGGCCGUGAUGUUGGUGUCAUACGACAGACUUGCUGCGGCAGCGUUGAAUUCUGAUGCCAGAGUCACCAAAACUGCUGCUCCGAAACUGAUAGUCGCUUCAUGGAUUAUUGCAAUCAGUUUGGCACUUCCAUGGACCAUUAAAAGGGACUUUAUGGAACGACAGUGGCUGGAUUACUUGGAGAUGUUUUGCGUAGAAGACGUUAACGUGCUUAACAUUUAUUGGCAUUUUAUCACAAUCCUCUUAGUGUGGUUGCCAUUGGGCCUUAUGAUUGUCACCUAUGGCACUUUAAUGUGGCGUCUCGAGUGGAGCGCGCGGCGUCUGGCUUCGCGCGGUGGCGGUCAGACCCUCACCAAAGCGAAAAGUAGAGCUAUGAGAAUAACGGCCUGCGUUUUACUGACGGCGGCCGUGUGCAGAAUACCAUAUACAACCCUAGUGUACUGGAGAAACAAUCUUAGCUUGGAAAUUAAUGCGGUUGACGGUGCUUACAAUAUAAUGUGGUUUCUAGCAAACUACCUAAUAUAUGUGAACUGUGCCAUAAACCCACUCAUCUACGGCUUCACCAACUUACGGUUCCGCAGAGCCAUGGACAGAACGUCUGGCGUUGCUUCGUUCAGGUUUGGUUCCUGGUGUUGUUCUUGCGCGGUGCUCAACUCAAAGAAAUGCCCAUCGCAAGACAAGAACAUGGCGAAGAUUUUCGUAAUUGAGAACAGUCCCCGCCCGAAUAAAAAGUUAUCGCGCGUAAUAAAGAACAUAUUGCAUAUUAACAGAGAUACUAUCGAACUCAGCCUGCCAAAAGUCGAAGAAGUCACCACGAAACCUACAAAAAUUACGCCUUUGAAAGUGGAAAAUAUAUUA
Iphiclides podalirius (scarce swallowtail) is the source of this 1260-nucleotide messenger RNA. Lineage: Eukaryota; Metazoa; Arthropoda; Insecta; Lepidoptera; Papilionidae. The record is from the annotation of a GenBank genome assembly.